This is a messenger RNA of Anopheles nili, 1216 nucleotides long. Its product is annotated as arrestin domain-containing protein 3-like. The record is from RefSeq and is a predicted model, not a curated record. NCBI's taxonomy places the organism in Eukaryota, Metazoa, Arthropoda, Insecta, Diptera, Culicidae. Gene Ontology annotation, biological process: protein transport. The transcript is spliced from 3 exons. Gene Ontology annotation, cellular component: cytoplasm. The coding region runs from base 29 to 1216 and encodes 395 amino acids.
CUUCGAGGAAGCUUCUCCACCAAGUAGCAUGCCGGAAGCUAGCGUGUGUCAGAUACGGUUUGAUAAUAACCCUUGCGGUGUUUACUUCCCCGGGCAGAACCUGUCCGGCCACGUCGAGCUGCGCGUACUGGAAACGUUCAAAGUUAAAGGUGUCAGCCUGCAGAUUAAAGGAUUCGCCGAGGUCAAGUGGUCGGAAAGCAGCGGUACUGGAAAAUCCCGCCGAACGGUGUACUACCAUGGGCGGCAGGACUACAUCAACACCGUCACGUACCUGCAGGGUUCACCGGAAGGUACCGCGUUCGAUAUUGCACCCGGAACGCAUACGUACCGAUUCGGUUGUCAGUUGCCCACCAACCUGCCCACCUCGUUCGAGGGUCAGCAUGGCCACAUACGGUACACGGUCCGGGUGGUGCUUCAUCGCCCGUGGAAGAUAGACCCGACGUAUAAGGUCGGCUUUACGGUGCUACGCCACGUGAAUCUUAACGAGAAUGCGCUCUCGCUGUCGGUACCAUGCAAGCUCGAGAUCCAGAAGGUGUUCUGCUGUGGUCCUUGCGCCUCCGAACCACUGUACAUUUCCGCACAGAUACCGAUCAGUGGGUACGUGCCCGGUCAAACGAUUGCGGUACACAUCGAGGCAUCCAACCGCAGUCGAAGGCGGGUGCAGGAGUUCAGCACGAAGCUGGUGAAGAACGUGUGCUACAUUAGCCAAACACCGUAUAGUCGCGUAAAAAUGGUGCCGGAAGUUGUGGCGGAGGUACGCUGUCAAGGAGUAGCCGCCGGUGAUCAGGGUACCUGGGAUCAGCAUAUACCGAUACCGGCCCUUCCCUCGACCAGUAGUCAGUGCCAGGUGCUGACGCUCGGGUAUGAGGUGGAGGUGGAGGGAAAGAUACCGGGACCAAACAUCAAUCCACGAAUUCGCAUUCCGAUAACUCUCGGUACGGUUCCGCUGGCGGCACAUGCGAUUCCGACGAUGGGCAUAAUGAACCAUCAACUGCAAGCAUUUCCCGUACCGUCGGUGUCAGCUCAGGCCGUUGCAGAAGCAUCAGCACCACCGAUACCGUACGAUCAACUCAAACCGAAUGCCGACCAACUGCCACCACCUACGUACGAAGAAGCCGUUGGAGCAACUCCAGCCAACAUUCUCGAGGAAGGCGAAGAAAAUACGGGCAGCAAUCGUUUCACGCCACAGUACAUGGUUUAUCGUUUCAACGAGUAG